Ochotona princeps (American pika) is the source of this 1965-nucleotide messenger RNA. It is a transcript of the gene FEM1A, whose product is annotated as fem-1 homolog A. Lineage: Eukaryota; Metazoa; Chordata; Mammalia; Lagomorpha; Ochotonidae. The record is from RefSeq and is a predicted model, not a curated record. Gene Ontology annotation, molecular function: protein binding.
AUGGACCUGCACACGGCCGUGUACAAUGCGGCCCGCGACGGCAAGCUGCAGCUGCUGCAGAAGCUGCUGGGCGGCCGGAGCCGAGAGGAGCUGGACGAGGUGCUGGGCGAGGCGGCGUGCGGGGGGACGCCGCUGCUGAUCGCCGCGCGCUAUGGGCACCUGGAGGUGGUGGAGUACCUGGUGGACCGGUGCGGGGCCAACGUGGAGGCCGGGGGCUCGGUGCACUUCGACGGGGAGACGAUCGAGGGCGCGCCGCCGCUCUGGGCCGCGUCGGCCGCCGGGCACCUGUCGGUGGUGCGCAGCCUGCUGCGGCGCGGGGCGUCCGUGAACCGCACGACGCGCACCAACUCCACGCCGCUGCGCGCCGCCUGCUUCGACGGCCACCUGGAGGUGGUGCGGUACCUGGUGGGCGAGCACCAGGCCGACCUGGAGGUGGCCAACCGGCACGGACACACGUGCCUCAUGAUCUCCUGCUACAAGGGACACCGGGAGAUCGCGCGCUACCUGCUGGAGCGAGGCGCGCAGGUGAACCGGCGCAGCGCCAAGGGCAACACGGCCCUGCACGAUUGCGCCGAGUCCGGCAGCCUGGAGAUCCUGCAGCUGCUGCUGGGCUGCAGGGCGCGCAUGGAGCGCGAUGGCUACGGCAUGACCCCGCUGCUGGCCGCCAGCGUGACGGGCCACGCGCACAUCGUGGAGUACCUCAUCCAGGAGCAGCCGCAGCAGCCGCACCUGCUGGGCCCGCCCUCCGAGGAGGAGGAGGAGGAGGAGGAGGAGGAGGAAGAAGGGGCUGCCCGCCGCGAGAGCUGCUGCCCCACCAGCCUCGAGGCAGCCGUGGAGGCCUUGGAGCUGCUGGGAGCCACCUACGUGGACAAGAAACGGGACCUGCUGGGUGCGCUCAAGCACUGGAGACGCGCCAUGGAGCUGCGGCUGCAGGGCGGCUCCCAGCUGGCCAAGCCCGAGCCCCCGCAGCCCGUGCCGGCCUACGGAUACUCGCGCGAGGCGCGCACCCCCGAGGAGCUGGAAGCGCUCAUCGCCGAUCCGGAUGAGAUGCGCACACAAGCUCUGCUGAUCCGAGAGCGCAUCCUGGGCCCCUCGCAUCCGGACACGUCCUAUUAUAUCCGCUACCGGGGCGCCGUGUACGCCGACUCGGGCAACUUCGAACGUUGCAUCCGCCUCUGGAAGUACGCGCUGGAUAUGCAACAGAACCACCUGGAACCCUUGAGCCCCAUGACCGCCAGCAGCUUUCUGUCCUUCGCUGAGCUGUUCUCCUACGUCCUGCAGGACCGGGCGGCUGCAGCGGCAGCGACACGGGGCAGCCUGGGUCCGCACAUCGGCUUCCCGGACCUCAUGGGCGUCCUCAACAAGGGUGUGCGGGAGGUGGAGCGGGCCCUGCAGCUGCCCCAGGCGCCGGGGGACUCGGCCCAGUUCGCCAAAGCCCUGGCCAUCAUCCUGCAUUUGCUGUACCUGCUGGAGCAGGUGCAGGGCACGCCCAGCCAGGAACACCUCAAGCACCAGACGGUAUACCGCCUGCUGAAAUGCGCCCCGCGGGGCCGCAACGGCUUCACGCCUUUACACAUGGCCGCCGACAAGGACACGACCCACGUGGGCCGUUACCCGGUGGGCCGCUUCCCGUCGCUGCCCGUGGUGCGGGUCCUGCUGGAGUGCGGGGCCGACCCGGACAGCCGAGACUUCGACAACAACACGCCGCUGCACAUCGCGGCGCGCAACAACUGCCCGGCGGUCAUGAACGCCCUGCUCGAAGCCGGAGCCCACAUGGACGCCACCAACGCCUUCAAGAAGUCGGCCUACGAGCUGCUGGACGAAUCGCUCCUGGCCAAGAGCUCCGUGCAACCCUUCCGCCACGUGACCCUGCAGUGCCUGGCCGCGCGAGCCCUCGACCGCAACAAGGUGCCCUACAAGGGCUUCCUGCCCGAGGAAUUGGAGGCCUUCAUCGAACUGCAUUGA